AUGGACCUCAAGGAGCGGAUCCGCCGCUCGCCGUCGCAGCGGGAGGAGGAGGCGCUCGUGGCGGCGGCGGCGUCGCCGCGCGGGAGGAAGGGCGGGGCGGCGAUGCUGCUGCUGCGGUGGUCCGUCUCGGCCGGCGCGCUCCUCGUCUUCGGCGUCCUCCUGCUCCUGCUCGCCGGGGGCUCCGCGGCGCGGAGGGGCCAGUUCCUCGGCGCCGAUUCUUCCUGGGACGGUGGCCGCCACGAUCUGCGCCUCGUCCGUCCGCCCGAAGAAGGUGGCACUUCAGGAUCUCCGCAAGUUGUCAAGGACAAACUACUCGGUGGUUUGUUAGUUCCUGGUUUUGAUGAACAGGCUUGCCUAAGUAGAUACCAAUCAGCACUGUAUCGUCGAACAUCACCCCACUUUCCAUCUACCUACCUCUUGGAAAGAUUAAGGGAACAUGAGGCUCUCCAGAAGAAGUGUGGUCCACAUAGUGAAUUCUACAGGAAGGCUGUUGAGCAGCUUAAGUCUGGCCAGGAUAUUAAGGUUAUGGACUGCAACUAUUUGGUCUGGAUAGCUUACAGUGGUCUGGGGAACAGGAUCUUAACAAUUGCCUCAGCAUUUCUGUAUGCCAUCCUUACAAACAGAGUCUUGCUUGUUGAUGGAGAUAAAGGCACGGCGGAUCUGUUCUGUGAACCAUUUCCUGAAACUUCAUGGUUCCUACCGUCAGAUUUCCCUGCUAAGCAGUUCAAGAACUUCAGUGCUGGCUCUCCUGAGAGUUAUGGAAACAUGCUGAAAAGUAAAGUUCUUCAGUCUAGCCCUGCUUUUCUGUAUCUUCACUUGGCUCAUGACUACAACGACUUUGAUAAGCUUUUUUUCUGUGAAGAUAACCAGCAAUAUCUUCAAACAAUCCCAUGGUUGAUCCUAAAAUCAGAUAAUUACUUUGUACCUUCACUUUUCCUGAUACCAGCAUACCAAGAGGAACUCAUGAAGCUUUUUCCCCAGAGAGACACUGUUUUCCAUCACUUGGGACGUUACUUGUUUCACCCUAGCAAUGUCGUCUGGGGCAUGGUUACAAGAUACUAUGAUUCUUAUCUUGCAACAGCUGAUGAAAAGUUGGGUAUCCAAAUCAGAGUCUUCGAUACUGAAACUGGUCCAUUUCAGCAUGUCUUGGAUCAGGUCCUUGCGUGCACGCUGAAGGAACACUUGUUGCCAGAGGUUAAUACUCAAGCGCCAGUUGUCCCAUCACGGAAGGCCAUGUCGAAAGCUGUUCUAGUUACUUCUUUGAACUCAGGAUACUACGAAAAAUUCAGAAACAUGUAUUGGGAACAUCCUACCACAAAUGGCGAGACAAUUAGUUUCCACCAGCCUAGUCACGAGGAACAUCAGAACUCAGACAAGAAAAUGCAUAACAUGAAAGCGUGGGCAGAGAUAUAUCUUUUAAGCCUAUCUGAUGUUAUGGUUACUAGUGCAUGGUCAACUUUUGGGUAUGUUGCCCAGGGUCUCAGUGGUUUGAAGCCAUGGCUUCUGUUCAAGCCUGAAAACCGAACUGCCCCUGAUCCACCUUGCCGCCAAGAUUUGUCCAUGGAACCUUGUUUUCAUGCUCCACCUUUCUACGAUUGCAAAGCUAAGAGAGGAGUUGAUACAGGAAAACUUGUCCCACAUGUAAGGCAUUGCGAAGAUAUGAGCUGGGGUCUUAAGCUAGUUGAUCAGAGUUAGUGGUAUACAUGGUGCGUAUGUUCUAUCCAAAUCAUAUAUGUACAGUACAAGCUCAUAUAUGCUUUAGUUGUAUGGUAUAGGUGCAAGUGCAACUCUGUUUUUAUAUUACAGGAAAAGCCUUUUCAGACUUAGUUAAUAUAGAUGCAAUGACAUGAA
This is a messenger RNA of Lolium rigidum, 1851 nucleotides long. RefSeq names its product galactoside 2-alpha-L-fucosyltransferase-like. Gene Ontology annotation, cellular component: Golgi apparatus; membrane. The transcript has 2 exons. Lineage: Eukaryota; Viridiplantae; Streptophyta; Magnoliopsida; Poales; Poaceae. The coding region runs from base 1 to 1695 and encodes 564 amino acids. The record is from RefSeq and is a predicted model, not a curated record. Gene Ontology annotation, molecular function: galactoside 2-alpha-L-fucosyltransferase activity. Gene Ontology annotation, biological process: cell wall biogenesis; xyloglucan biosynthetic process.